AUGAAAGUCAUCUUCUUCAUCAUGUUUCUAUGUAUUUACAUUAUCACGGUGCUAGGAAAACUAACAAUUCUUCUUGUACUGAACAUGGACUCUGUGCUCAACACCCCGAUGUAGGUCUUCCUCGGGAUCUUGUCGUUUCUGGAGAUCUGCUACACCUCUGUCACCCUGCCCACAGUGCUGGUCAAUCUUCUCUCGAGUUAUACAUCAUGUCUUUUGCAGGUUAGAUGUCUUCUAUUCUUUGGGGCAACUGAGUGCUGCCUCUUAGCUGUCAUGUCAUACGACUGCUACCAAACCCUCUGCAUGAAUAAGAAGGCAUGCAUGCAGUUGGCUGCUUCCUCAUGGAUAUGUGUCAACCUUGUGGUACUUGGGCACAUUCCAUUUAUUUUCUCUUAGCCCUUCUGUGGCUCCAACGUGAUCAAAUAUUUCUUCUGUGAGAUCCAGCCAGUGCUGAUGCUGAUGUGUGUGGACACUUACUGGAAUGAACUACAGAUCAUUCUGGCUGCUGCCUUUGUUAUCGUGAUGCCUUUUCUGCUCAUUUUGGUGUCCUAUGGCCUCAUCGUUCCGUCCAUCCUCAAAAUCAGAUCUGCCAAAGGAAGGUAUAAGGCAUUCUCCGCUUGCUUCUCUCAUCUCACUGUAGUGACAUUAUUCUAUGGGACAGUUGUGUUCAUCUACAUACAUCCCAAAUGCAGCUAUUCUCUGGAUGUGGACAAGGUGCUCUCUCUGUUCUAUUCCGCAGUGACCCCUAUACUGAACCCUGUAAUCUACAGCCUUAGGAAUAGGGAGGUAAAAUGGGCUCUAUUAAAAAGAGAAUGA
Leptosomus discolor (cuckoo roller) is the source of this 813-nucleotide messenger RNA. Lineage: Eukaryota; Metazoa; Chordata; Aves; Leptosomiformes; Leptosomidae. The record is from RefSeq and is a predicted model, not a curated record.